Messenger RNA from Magnolia sinica, 804 nucleotides. RefSeq lists its product as uncharacterized. The coding region runs from base 1 to 804 and encodes 267 amino acids. NCBI's taxonomy places the organism in Eukaryota, Viridiplantae, Streptophyta, Magnoliopsida, Magnoliales, Magnoliaceae. The record is from RefSeq and is a predicted model, not a curated record. The transcript has 4 exons.
AUGAGCAUAGAUAAAGUAGAUAUACAGUCUAGAGCUGAGAUGAUGAAUUCUUCACACGGGUGCAUAUACAUGGGAAUUCAAUAUGAGGGGUGCAACGGCUGUCUUUUCACUCCCGAUGACAGCAUUCGGCUGGAUCUCUUUGAUAUGCUGGACGUCACAAACGAUGAACAAGCUUCUGCUAGCCAUACCGAUCUCCAGCAAUCCAACUCUGCUCCACCAUCUUCAGCUGCACAUCCUUAUCCGGUACCUCCUUCAUCACCGGCACCACCUCCUGACAGAUCCGGCCCCUCCUGCGUCAGCAAACCCUGUUCCGGCCCCUUGCGCCCCUGUUGCGUCAUCGGCACCACCCCCUGCGUCCCUGCUGCAUCACCCAGCCCUUGUCCAACCACCCUCUACGCCCCUGCUGCGUCACUGGCACCACCCCUUGCGCCCUUGCCGCGUCAACCACCCUUGCUGCGUCAUCCAUCCCCCUCCGACCACCCCGGCUGCGUCAACCACCCCCGUCCGACCAACCCUAACCCCUUUCCUAUUGCUGUUGCUGCGUCCAGAUCUUCUGCUAUUGCUGCAACCAGAUCUUCUGCUGUUGCUGUUGCUGCGACCUGCUCUACUCUUCUGCUGCAAGGACUUUCCUCACCUUUUGACUCCUGCGAUGCUCCAGCAGAUCGUGCAGGCCCUUUCUCCUGCCGGUACGUCAGGUAUAUCCUCAUCUUCUACAUGGCAACCACUCAUGAUUGUUGGAAGAAGGCUAUGGUAGAAGAACUUGAAGCAUUGGAUGAUAACCAUACGUGGGACAUUGUCAAUUGA